Dreissena polymorpha is the source of this 2997-nucleotide messenger RNA. RefSeq names its product homeobox protein LOX2-like. The coding region runs from base 78 to 875 and encodes 265 amino acids. Gene Ontology annotation, cellular component: nucleus. The record is from RefSeq and is a predicted model, not a curated record. Lineage: Eukaryota; Metazoa; Mollusca; Bivalvia; Myida; Dreissenidae. The transcript is spliced from 2 exons. Gene Ontology annotation, molecular function: DNA-binding transcription factor activity, RNA polymerase II-specific; RNA polymerase II cis-regulatory region sequence-specific DNA binding. Gene Ontology annotation, biological process: regulation of transcription by RNA polymerase II; anterior/posterior pattern specification.
UUUAUCUUCUGUCUUGACUGCAGAUCGCUCAGCAAACUCAAUGAUUUUCUACUCUGUAAUAUUUUUUCACUAGAUAGAUGGUUACGCUAUCCAUAAACAGUGUUGAUAGGGCUAAAAGUAAUUUAGUUUCUCGAGACAUGAGUUCUUAUUUACCUUUAAGGCACGGGGGAGCUGCGAGACCGGAUCAUGAUAUACAAGCGGCUGAAAACACUGGAUAUAUGGAUCAUUUCCUGAAUAUACCCGAUAUAUGUCCGACAGGGGCGGACUACCGGUCAUCGAGGUAUUAUAUGAGCUCCUACCAGGCCGAACAAUGCCGCAUGGAGGCGCUGCAGCAGCGGAACCACGACCUGAGGAUGGGGUUGCAACCCCGACCCCCUUUCUACCCGAACAUGAGUGUCGCGUCGAACCUCACAAACCUCCGGUUCAGAGAUACUAUGGACAAUUUACAAAUGAACAAUAACAAAAACGAGCCUAUGAGUCCUGGAUGCGCCCCCGGACUUCCGGCGGGUGACGUCGAUGGUCCGCCGCCUUCUUUCUAUCCGUGGAUGUCUAUAGUAGGACCAAACUCUAAUCAAAGGCGAAGAGGACGCCAGACCUACACGCGGUUCCAGACGCUGGAGUUAGAAAAGGAGUUUAAGUUUAAUAGGUACCUUACUCGCCGACGCCGUAUAGAACUGUCCCAUAUGUUAUGUUUGACUGAGCGCCAGAUAAAAAUUUGGUUUCAAAACCGGAGAAUGAAGGAGAAGAAAGAACUGCAGGCGAUUAAGGAACUCAAUGACAAUAACCCGGGUAAUAAGACGCCCGAUUUAAAGGCAAAAACGAACAGUAACACGUCAUCCACCACGUCAUCAACAGAAACUCCUGUGGCCAGUUGAAACCGGAUUUUAAACAAAAAAGUGACCAUUUUCAAAAGUGACUGUUGAAACCCUUUGAUCACAGCUUAAAAGAUACUGGAAAGAAUUUCAAUACCAUUGUUCUAUUAUAAAUAUUGCUUUUUCAAAAUAUAUGGCAAUUUUUAAGGAUUGUUUAUUUACUCAAGUCGACAAGUUAUAAAAAGAAGAAACACUAAAUUCCCUUAAGGCUUCCGUCAGGCACCGUCGCCAAAGCGUUAACGAUCGUAACGUAACGUUUGUAGGACGUGUAGCGCAUGAUAUUGAAGCUUGCCCGGUGCUGUCGAUACGAUACUGACGUCAUGACAAUGUGAAGGCAUCAUUGUAAAGAAUCAUUUGAGCUUUUCAUUUGCCAUUGUUGUUAAUGUACUCUUUUAAAAACGAGAACUUAUAAACUGCAUAAUUUUGUUCAAGCGAGAUACCUCUUAGACCCUUAUACGAGACGCAAGUGGCACAUUGACUAGUGGUACAUAGACUCUAAUGACCCAAAAAACAUGUGAAAAUGUACGUUAUUUUAACGAGAAGAUGAAGAAUUAAUGACCAUAUUUAAAAUCUCAAAUUUUUAAAAUCAUAGAAAUGUUAGACAUAUUGCGUUUUUUUAUAAAUAUUGUUUUAAUAACAGUCAAUGACACUGACACAUGGGUAUCCGGAUAAUUUAUUAAAUGUAUUUUCCCAUACAAGUCAAUGCUGAUGAAAAGUGGUAAAAUUUGUAAACAUACAGUUAAACUCGUGAUGACAAUGCUUAACUAUUAUGAAUCCAUAUUAAAUAAUGAUGAAAAUUAAUUGUUUAGGUGAUAAUGGAACGGAUUUUAACCGGUGCUUAUUGUAUGGGGAUAUUAGGAGAAUGGGUGGAACAUAACUUCUAUGAACAAAGACACUGCGAUUAUGUCUACAGUUUUAUAAGUUAUACAAACCGUGUAUGUCAUAGAUGAAACUGAGUUUUCUCGCUAGCAGUAUUCCGCAUCAUAGAUGGACAAUGCAGUAGGAUACUGGAAUAUUUAUUUCAUAAACACAUACCGCGAGUUUCCUAAAUGAAUACAUAGUUUCGACGCACAGAAGAUUAGCGACAUCCGUUACCUCAUCGACAGAUAGAUUGUUAAGACUAGAACUGAAAUCUUGUAUUUGUGGGUCGGCAACUUUCAACAACACCGCUACAAUCGCCAUAUAUAUGUUUAUGUAGAGCAAAUAUUGCUAGAAUAUAGUUAAUAUUAAAUAUACAAGAUGUUAGCGGUUUUAUUAGAAGGACCUUUUAUUUAAAAGUUAAUUCCAUUAAUCAUUGAUAAGAUGCUUAAAUAUUGGUUCCUCUGUGUGUAUUGAUAAAUUUCUUGUUCGAUGACUUUUGCGACUGGUCUUAUUUUGUUUUAAAAUAUGUAUUAAGGAUUUUUACAAAACAGAAUAUAUUUUAAAGCACAUGUUUAUCAAUACACUAUGUUUAUUUCUAGCACAUUUCAGUAUGUUCAAUAUUUCUUAUGUGAAGAUAAUAUCAAAUGCAAAAUGAUAGCAUUUGAACCAUUCUAAGAAACGUUUUAGAGGCUUAUAUUUCUUCGUAAAAUGUGAAUUUCUGAUGACUACACACAGAUAAUCUGCAAAUAAUACAUAAUUGAUUGUUAAGCCUAUACUGAACUGACAUUGUUUAUUUAUUAUCAUUUCUUUAAACUUAAUUGCAAUAUUAUUUUUAUGUUUUUUUAUUAGUUUUUCGCCCUUCACUGAAAUACCAUAGAUAAACAAGUAACACGUAGUAACAUGAACCAUAAUAUUACUUUAACAUAUGUUGAUGAUGUUAACCGGUAAUAUAUCGUUGUUUAUAAGCGCGGAUAAACUCUUUUUAUUCUUUGUACAUAAUAUAUGAUGCAAGUCAUUUCAAUCCUUGAUCUUAGUUUUUAUUUUGAAUAUUUACUAUUGCAGGAGAUCGCAAGUUGUUUUAUGGUGCAAAGCGCAUAUUUGUGUUCUUUUCGUAUAGGAGUAAUAGUUUCUAACGUGUUCAUUGUUGUAAUAUGUUGAAUCUUUACAUUUUGUUAAAUUUCAGACAGUGUUCACAAAAACAUUAAAACAUGUUUGUGUUUGUAUCCGCGAAAACUCUCGUUUUCACUUAUAUAUAUAUAUAUAU